Coniosporium apollinis CBS 100218 is the source of this 759-nucleotide messenger RNA. RefSeq lists its product as uncharacterized. Gene Ontology annotation, cellular component: EMC complex. The record is from RefSeq and is a predicted model, not a curated record. The transcript is spliced from 3 exons. The coding region runs from base 1 to 759 and encodes 252 amino acids. Lineage: Eukaryota; Fungi; Ascomycota; Dothideomycetes.
AUGCGCCUCCCCACCACCAUACUCCUCCCCUUCCUCCCAAUCCUCACACUCGCCGCCGACCUCAUCCUGCAAAUCCAUCCCUCCCAGCACGUUCCGAACCCGUCCCUCCUCCCGCCAACAACGCACGCAACGCUCCACGCCUCCGGCCCUCCGGCCACCGCCUACCUAACCCGCGCCAACACGUUCGAGUUCCGCAACCUCACCACCGGGAGCUAUUUACUCAACGUCCAUUGCAGGGAUGUGGUCUUUGAGGGGCUGAGGGUUGAUGUUGGGGGCGUUGGGGCGGUGGGAGAGGAGGAGGGUGACGAGCAGGAGGAGGGAGUAAAAGAGGUAGGAGGCAAGGAGAAGGGGGAGCUGGUACAGGUCUGGCAGACAUUCCGCGGAAACGAGUGGGACAAUAAGGGCGAGGUUAGGGGAGUGGGGAGAGGGAGGGUGGCUGCGGAGGUGAGGGCGGUGGCGGGGAAGGAGUACUACCAGGAGAGGAGUGGGUUCUCGGUUCUGAGCUUCCUGAAGAGCCCCAUGAUUCUCAUGGCGCUGUUCUCGCUAGGACUGAUCGUGGGGAUGCCGUAUCUGAUGGAGAACAUGGACCCCGAAACCCGCGCCGAGUUCGAGGAGAUGCAGAAGAAAAGUCCGCUGGCAUCGGCAAACAACCCCGCGGCGCAGUUGCAGAAUUUCGACCUGGCGAGCUGGAUGGCUGGGAAGUCUACGGGUGCUGACGAAGGCGAGAACGGUGGUUCGAGUCAGGUGAGGAGACGGUGA